CAGGGAGGACUAGUCGGACGGUGCAUCAUGACUCCUCUUGGGCUGAAAGCAAUUGUCGGAGAAAAGAUUAUGAAUGAUGUCAUCAAGAAGGUGAAAACUAAAGGAGAAUGGAAGGUUCUGGUGGUAGACAAACUGAGCAUGAGGAUGGUCUCAUCCUGCUGCAAAAUGACGGAUAUUCUGUCUGAAGGAAUCACAAUUGUUGAGGACAUCACUAAACGCCGUGAACCCCUUCCCACCAUGGAGGCUAUUUAUCUUUUAUCCCCAACUGAUGAGUCUGUCGAGGGACUCAUUAAUGAUUUCCGAGAUCCCCGUGCUCCAUCAUACAAAGGAGCUCAUGUCUUCUUCACAGAUGCGGUCCCAGACUCUUUGUUCAGCCUCCUCACUAAAUCCCGAGCAGCCAAAGUGAUAAAGACCCUGACUGAGAUUAACGCUGCCUUCCUGCCCUAUGAGUCACAGGUGUUCUCUGUGGACAGAGUCAAUGCCUUUCAGGACUUUUACAGCCCGUUUAAAGCAGAUGUAAAAAGCCAGAUGUUGGAGCGCUUGGCUGAGCAGAUUGCCACCCUCUGUGCCACCCUGAAAGAAUACCCAGCUGUUAGAUACAGAGGAGAGUAUAAAGACAGUGCCGUUCUGGCUCAAAUGCUGCAGGACAAACUGGAUGGCUACAAAGCUGAUGAUCCCACUAUGGGCGAGGGACCAGAUAAAGCCCGCACUCAGCUGCUGAUUCUGGACCGAGGAUUUGAUCCUGUCUCUCCAGUCUUACACGAGCUCACAUUCCAGGCGAUGGCCUACGACCUGCUGCCCAUCGAGAAUGACGUCUAUAAGUAUGAGACAACCGGAAUGGGAGACACUCGUAUAAAGGAAGUGUUGCUGGAUGAGGAUGAUGACCUAUGGGUCACGCUCAGGCACAAACACAUCGCUGAAGUCUCCACGGCUGUGACAAAAUCGCUAAAGGAAUUCUCUUCCAGUAAAAAGAUGACCACAGGAGAAAAGACCACUCUAAAGGAGCUGAGCCAGAUGCUGAAGAAGAUGCCGCAGUAUCAGAAAGAACUGAGCAAGUAUUCUACUCACCUGCACUUGGCAGAGGACUGCAUGAAGCACUACCAGGGCACGGUGGACAAACUCUGCCGCGUGGAGCAGGACUUGGCCAUGGGGGCUGAUGCAGAAGGAGAAAAGCUGAAAGAUCCCAUGAGAGCGAUCGUGCCCAUCCUCCUGGACGCCAACAACACCAUUUUCGACAAGAUCCGCAUUAUUCUUCUCUACAUCUUCCUCAAAAAUGGUGUGACUGAGGAGAACCUGUGUAAACUUCUACAGCAUGCACAGAUCCCUCCAGAAGACAGUGACAUCAUCUCCAACAUGGCUCAUAUGGGAGUGCCCAUCAUCUCAGAACUAUCCACAACACGAAAGAAGAAAGCUGAUCGUAAGGAACGCAUCAGCGAACAGACCUACCAGCUCUCCAGAUGGACCCCUCUGGUUAAAGACAUCAUGGAGGAUGCUAUUGAAGACAAACUGGAUCCGAAGCAAUAUCCAUACAUCUCUACACGGACUGCCUCGUGCAAAACCACAACAGCCACCAGUGCGCGGUAUGGGAACUGGCACAAGAAUAAAAGCCCAGGAGAAAUGCGAACAGGUCCUCGGGUCAUCGUUUUCAUCAUCGGGGGCGUGACCUACAGCGAAAUGCGCUGUGCCUAUGAGGUCACGCAGGCCAACGGCAAAUGGGAGGCUCUUAUUGGUUCUACACACAUCAUCACCCCCAGUAAGUACUUAAAGGACCUGCAGCACCCGGACUUCCUGGACCCUAACGCAGCUCCAGAGGACCAGGUCACCGCUGAAGACUGAGGCACUUUACCAACUACUGUACAUGUCUAUCCCUUGAUCCUUUGUUAUGUGAUAUUUUGUUCCCGCAAAAGUGUUUUUCAAAAGUUUUUACUUUUUCCAUAUUCCGGUGCUGUUCUAAGUCAUAAUAAAAAGAAACCCAAUGUAGUAUCGGAAUGCAGUGGAAUGCAGCUAUUCGCUACAGUUGUUCUGUGUUGUGUCAGAGACACGGCUCAGGCAGUUAGAGUUCUACAAGAUGACAAGCGUGACAUUAUUAGCGUGAAAUUUGAAGCUUUGGAAGCUGAUCUGUUUGCGCAGAUCGUACAGAUGCGAAGGUCAAAAACCUGGACUAAAGGUUUGCUGCAUCACUGUCUUGAGGUGGAGGUUAAAACAUGAAUUUGGGAUUAUGUCAUUGAGUGCACUUAGGCUACAAAGUGAAAAAAGAAUCCUAGGCACGUUCCUUGUUUGUCAAAAAUGUACUGUAGCAUGCUAAGCGUAAUAAAUGAUGUAUUUACUGUCUUAAACCUAAAGUGAUAUGUAGAGCAAAUAGCACGAGUACACUAAUGUGUCAUAACAUUACUCAAAACUCAAAACAUUUAGCCUGGUAUUUUGUAGGUUCCCCUUGUGCCACUUGGGCAGCUCUGGCUCCUUGGGG
Messenger RNA from Clarias gariepinus (North African catfish), 2467 nucleotides. It is a transcript of the gene stxbp1b, whose product is annotated as syntaxin binding protein 1b. The coding region runs from base 28 to 1836 and encodes 602 amino acids. Lineage: Eukaryota; Metazoa; Chordata; Actinopteri; Siluriformes; Clariidae. Gene Ontology annotation, cellular component: secretory granule; plasma membrane. Gene Ontology annotation, molecular function: syntaxin binding. The transcript has 19 exons. Gene Ontology annotation, biological process: vesicle-mediated transport; neurotransmitter secretion; intracellular protein transport. The record is from RefSeq and is a predicted model, not a curated record.